Entrophospora candida is the source of this 1659-nucleotide messenger RNA. The record is from the annotation of a GenBank genome assembly. Lineage: Eukaryota; Fungi; Glomeromycota; Glomeromycetes; Entrophosporales; Entrophosporaceae.
AUGUCGCACAAACAUAGACAUUUUUAUUAUAUUGUUGAAAGACUUGUACAAUUUGAAAGUAUUCUUAGUACAAAAGAUUUAAAUGAGGAUCAUAUUAUAGAUCUAUACAAGUUUCGACAUCUAUGUUUUCGUGGGAUUCCUGAUGAGCCUGGUAUCAGACAAAAAAGUUGGAAGAUAUUAUUAGGUUAUUUGCCAACUGACAAAAGGAAAUGGCAUAAAACACUUGAUGAAAAUAGAGAAACUUAUUACCCAUUAAAUUCAGCGCCAAAUUCAAAAUGGGCAGAAUAUUUUGCGGACAAUGUAAUAUUAGAGCAAAUAGAUAAUGAUGUAAGACGGACAUUACCAGAUCUUGCAUUUUUUCAUUUACCAGUACCGCAUAGUUCACUAUGUCCACUAAAUUUGACAAAUGACGAUGAUAUGAGCAAUUAUAGUGAUUCCACUGUGAUGACACCAAAUUCUGAAUUAGAUGCUGAGGUUGCUGCUUUAGAAGCUCAAUUAACCAUAAUAGCGUCAACAUCAAUAUCUUACAACACACACAUUGAUUUCUAUGAUAAUAAUAACGAUUUUAAUAGUAAAAAUAAUCCUGUUACACCAAUACCGACACGGCGAUCAAUAUUUAGGCGCGUGCAGCACAUAAAUAAAAAUAGCGUUAUAAGAGGGGGAGGAGUGUCUGAUGGGUCAUGUGAUGACGGAGAGAUAGAUUUACACUGGGAAGCGAUAGAAAGAAUCUUAUUUAUCUAUGCAAAGUUAAAUCCUGGCGUUGGAUACGUACAAGGAAUGAAUAAGAUACUUGGACCAAUUUAUUAUACCAUGGCAAACGAUAGUGAUGAAAAGGGAAGAGCACAUGCAGAGGCAGAUUCAUUUUUUAUAUUUACAUUGUUGAUGUCACAUGUUCGUGAUCAUUUUGUUGGAAGCUUGGAUAUGGAUGAUUCGACUGGUAUUGGGCAUACAAUGAAAAAAUUAAAUAGACGAUUAAAAAAUUUUGCGUAUGAUUUAUGGGCUGAUUUAGAAAAAAAAGGAUUACAUCCAACUUACUACUCAUUUCGAUGGAUAACAGUAAUGUUAACACAAGAAUUCACAUUGCCAGAUGUAAUUAGAUUAUGGGAUUCUAUAUUCGCAGAUAGAGAUGUUGAAGAGUCAAAUAGUGGAUUUGAAUUUUUAAUAGAUUUUUGUUGUGCAAUGUUAAUAUGUGUAGAAAAACAAUUACUUGCGGGAACAUUACAAGAUAAUAUAAAAUUAUUGCAGAAUUAUCCAAUACAAGACCCAUUGAUAGUAUUAUCAGAAGCAUAUGUAAUGCGAGAGGAAAGAUUGUUGGCCAAGCUAAAUGGAGAAGAUAUCGACAUUUCAUCAGACACAGAAGCAGAAGAUAACGAAUAUUACGCAUCAUAUGGAGCUAGUGGAAAUGUAUAUUACGAUAAUUACCAAAAUAAAUCACUGUCAAUAUAUAAUAAUAAAAGUCCAAUAACGACAACAACAGCUAUAAAUGCAACAUAUCAACGAGCUCAAGAAGUAAAACUUAAAGGAUUGGCCAUGUUGAGAAAAGUCAAAGAUGUAAUGAAUGGUGCUAGUGCUAAUGGUAAUAUCAGUAAUAAUGCUAAACAUUCGGAACCAAAUGAUUUGGAUGCAUUAAUGGAACUACAAAAAGAAGGCUUGAUCUGA